Molecule: messenger RNA, 825 nt
Organism: Priapulus caudatus
Lineage: Eukaryota; Metazoa; Priapulida; Priapulimorpha; Priapulimorphida; Priapulidae
Product: putative nuclease HARBI1
Source: RefSeq, a predicted model, not a curated record
AUGAGAACCAGAGAGCAUGGAGGCGGUCGGCUAACGAUUCCUGUGGAUGAAAAAUUCCUGUGGCUGAUCGUGCUCCACUUCAUGGCGAACGAGGGCAGCAUCCAGAGAAUCGGACAAAUUUGGAGUGUCAGACUCCUCAGUCCUGCAGGCCAGAAGAGAAAGCGAGGCAUACGUGGCAUAAUCGGUGCAGAUGGCACCCACAUCCCCAUUCUUGCUCCCCACCACAUGCCUAAUGCCUAUGUGAACAGAAAGUGGUUUCACUCCAUCAGCGUGCAGGCAGUGUGUGACGACACCAUGUUCUUCACGGAUAUUUAUGCCGGGUGGCCCGGUUCCGUAGAUGAUGCGAAGGUGUUUGUCAACUCUCCUCUCGGGCAGUCCCUCCGUGAACAGCCGCACCCGCAGUGUCCAGGGGAAACAUUCCUAAUAGGUAAUGCAGCCUAUCCACUAUAUGCCUCGUUGCUCACUCCUUUCCGCGACACGGGGCGACUGACGCAAGAUCAGAAAAACUAUAACUUUGUGCACAGCAGCAGCCGCAUGGUUAUAGAGCGUGCGUUUGGCCUAUUGAAAGGCCGCUUUAGAAGGCUAAAGCUCAUGGAGGUGACAGCGAUCGAGGAGUGUGUACAAGUUAUCACUGCUAUUUUCGUGGUCCAUAACAUUUGCCUGAUUUCAGAGGAUGAGGAAAUCGAAGAGUUUAUUGACAAUGAUAACUCUGAGGAUGCAGACUCCACUGUAUGCUUGGCAUCAACUCCUGGUCUCAGAUCCGAAAACACUGCAGGAUCGCUGAGAAGACAGGCCGUGGUAGAUAGCUUGUGGUGUCAUAUUUAA